GUCAGUUUCUGACACAUGGAAAUUCGAUGAUUCUACUUCUAAGCGGAUGUUGCUUUUGUUUAUGGGGAUGUUAUUAUAAUUUACUCUGCAACAUUAGAAAACUUUGGAAUUAAGUGAUUCACUAUAGAUCCGUGAGCUUAUGCAUAAAUGCACACCUUCAGUUAGGAAUGCCGUAUGCCAAUCAACCUAUCGUCACAUUAACAAGCUUUAACAAUGAAAACAUAAAGUUUAUACUGGAAGAGACUGAUUUAAGUGUAGCCAAUGCUAUUCGGCGUGUUUGUAUCGCUGAAGUCCCUACUCUUGCAAUAGAUUGGGUACAGAUUGAAGACAAUAAUACAAUGUUAAAUGAUGAAUUCAUUGCCCAACGUGUUGGGUUAAUUCCACUGACAUGUGAUAAUGUAGUUGAUAAAAUGACGUAUUUCCGAGAGUGUCCUUGCCGCGAAUUCUGUGAACAAUGUUCCGUUGAACUUACAUUGGAUGUAUGUUGUACUACGGAUGCACCAAGACAUGUUACAGGAGCAGAUCUCAUCAGCAGUAACCGUGAUGUACAACCUGUACCAUCAAGAGAUGCUGAUGACUCGUCAUACGUCGGUCAGGAAUCCAUACUAAUUGUUAAAAUGCGCAAGGGGCAACGCCUGAAAUUAAGAGCGAUCGCAAAAAAAGGUUUUGGUAAAGAGCAUGCAAAAUGGAAUCCAACUGCUGGUGUAGGGUUUGAAUACGACCCAGAUAAUGCCUUAAGACAUACAUUUUUACAUAAACCCGAAGAAUGGCCACGUUCGGAAUAUUCAACUUUACCGGAAAAUGAACAUCAGGCACCCUAUGAUCCAACUGGAAAGUGCAUAAACCAUUGUUGUAUGUUACGGCUUUCUCAAGUUCUCGUCCAGUUUAUGGCGGCAUUCCAUCAAUGCUGUAAUUUCUUACUCUAUGAUGCACGAUCUCAAUUAUAUAUAAUCAAAGUGUACUUUGUUGUGUACUAUUCUGGUUAUCGGCAAACGAGCGCGUGAAAACUGCCUCCUGAACAAACAGGUGUCUAGUAUUGAUCUAUACCAUCAUAUCACUGUUUUUUUCUUUGAGUCGGUGUGUUCCGAUAUAAAACCAUUAAAAAUAAUAAUGAUCAUGAUAAUAAAUAAUCUAGGUGGAUAAUUCAAUACUUCAAUUAUAUAACACAGCUUAUAGUACACAGUUCGAACACACGCGCUCAUGUACAAUUUAAGAAAAUUAUUCUCUUUGAUAUCACAUAAGAAUCUGACAAGGAAACGCUAAAGUUAUGACCUAGAUGUAAAUUAUUCAUAGUGUGAUUUGGGAUAAAUUCGUCGCGUUCCAUGUUAGUACCGUGAGUGGGAACUCGAUAAAUCACUCCUUACUCUUGAAACGUUAAGUUUGAGUGCGAUCCGAUUCUAUGCUAGUCGAUAACUGAAUUACGUUUGUACGUCAGUUGUUCCGUUGUUAUUAUAUGUGGAUCAUUAUUUGUUUAGAGUCACAGUACUUUCCAACUAUCUCAGAUGGAGCUUUGUAUAAUAGUGUUGAAGGGACUCAUGAUAUCAAGAUACAGAGUCUUAUAGUUUGUUGAC
This is a messenger RNA of Schistosoma curassoni, 1571 nucleotides long. Lineage: Eukaryota; Metazoa; Platyhelminthes; Trematoda; Strigeidida; Schistosomatidae. The record is from the annotation of a GenBank genome assembly.